Diachasmimorpha longicaudata is the source of this 2671-nucleotide messenger RNA. RefSeq lists its product as uncharacterized. The coding region runs from base 1112 to 2632 and encodes 506 amino acids. The transcript has 7 exons. Lineage: Eukaryota; Metazoa; Arthropoda; Insecta; Hymenoptera; Braconidae. The record is from RefSeq and is a predicted model, not a curated record.
GUUCGUUGGGUCUACUCAUAACACAAAUCACAAUCAUUCCUGUGUUUUGUCAACAGAUUAGAAAUCUAACCUCCAAACUCUACACACGGUUCGAAAAUUUUCGUGAAAUCCGGCUAUGCUUGUGGUACUGACAACUCCACCCUUCUAAUAUCACUCACUCUGCAAAUUAAAAAAUCUCUAAGAUGAGCAAACAUAUGUCUAACAAAUCGCUGUUCGUAAAAACAAAUUCAUCCAUCAUCGAUGAUUAUUUCAAGAUCAUGAACAAUAAACAAAUGAAAAAUCUUCAGUUUCCAAAUUCCGCGUCGGAGUCCCAGAGCAUCAAUAAAAAAUCGGUAUAUCGACCUGAUAAAAGCAGGAAGCGACCAAAAUUACAUAAAUGUUCGACAUCAUCGAGAAGUACCUAUUCGAGUAAAUCAACCGAAAUUUCUUCAGUUUUAUUUUCACCGGGAGAAACCGCAGGGAAAAAUUCCGGUAACCCUUUUCCAAAUUCUAAAAUUGCUCUCUCACCUCAUGAUUCAUUUGCUGAUUCUCAAGGAAUUCAUGAUAUCGUUAAUUCAAUCGAAAAUCCUGCGGAAUUAAAAGUAGAGCAAAAAUAUUCCUGGGAAGACUUGAAAACCUGGGUUCCGCCCUCUGAGAAAAAUAGGCGGACAAUAAACGAAUGUAAAAUCAAAUAUUCGUGGGAAAUAAUUGGGAUUGCGUCUCAAACGUCCCAGACCUUGAUUGAACAGUUAAAAAAUUUGAGAACAUCUGGAAAUUAUCCCUGCGGAAUCAAGUAUUCGUGGGAAGUGAUUGGAAUGGGGACUCAGGCUUCUCUGCAUGAUUUAUCCUACUUGAUGAGUGAUAAUGACUACUGGGAGGGGAGAAUUGUGAUUGGAUCGUCCGGGAAAAAUGUCACCACGGGAAAUAGCACUCCUUGUUAUGAUGUAUCUAACAAACCUCGCUUUGUCUGUAAUACAGGCACACAAUGCACAGCAGAUAAAGGAGUGCAUACUGAUCUUACAGACUGUACAGUCAAGUAUUCAUGGCAGAAUUUGACAAAGGCUUAUUUACACUCGGGAAAAUUGUCAUGAGAAUUUUGAAAGAUGAAUUAUUGUAAUAUCGCACAUUAAUCAUGGAUACGAAAGAGGAUGAAAGUCUUGACGACUUGAACUCCACCCUAACGGAAGACUCACAAUUAUUAGAAAGCAUUUCGGACAAAUCUAACGCACCCUCAGACGAUGCAGAAUAUAAAUUACGUUAUCGAGAAUUGACGAAAAAACUGAAAUCUGCUGAAGAAAACAUUGAUAAAUAUGAGCAGAGUAUCUCAAGCCUAUCGAAAACGUCUUCGGACAUUGUUCUUGGGUCUGUAAAUAAAAGAUUGGAAAGAGGUAACGAUUACUCGUUGAAGAUCAUAUCCAAUAUUCAGGAGUAUGUUAGAAAAUUGGAGGAACAGUUCAAGGAAUUGGAUAAAGCCGAUGAUCAGGUUAUCAAAACCACAGAUCGCGUAAUGCAGGAAAUCGAUGACUCGUACGAUUACUUGCUAUCGAAUAUAGCAAAAGAGAUAAACAAAAAGCGGGAAUUAAUGAAAUUGGAAGCCAAAGUAUUCAAGAAUGAAAGCCUAGUCCCGCUGACAGCCUGUCGUGAAGAAAUCCAUAGACAAAUAUUGAAGACCAAAAAGUCGAUUUCUACAGUUGGAAGUAUGAAAAAUGAAGAGGACUGUGUCAGCCAUGUGGAACACUAUGAAUUGCUAAGUGCAGACAGACAAAUUGGAGGAAUACCCGCAGUGCCUUUCUUGGACGAGCUCCCCUACCUAAACUUCAAGGCGCCAUCAAGAACACAAGUCAAUGAACUACUCCACAGAUUCUAUAACAUGGGAACGAUCUUGCGACUAGGUCCAGUUCAGAUAACCGAUGUAGAAGAAAAACCGGGGUCAGUAUUUGUCAAGUGGGGCAUCGCUGAUCCUGAAUAUGCUUUUGAGGAUCACAUUUACGUUGUUCAAAGAGCAUUUGGAGAGGUCCUUGAUCCCACCUCCAACGAAUUUGCGACAAUCUACGAGGGGAGUGAGGAGUCUUGCUUCGUUAAGAAUGUCGAGAUUAAUCGUCCGAUUACUCUCAGAGUUGGAAUUCAAUCGAUGGAGUCAGCUUGGAGUUCAAUGAGAAUCACCAAAACAUCAGUGCCCCACUAUGGUUGGUCCUUCGACAAUGAGGAUUACAUGAUCACGAAUAAUGGUACAGUCGCAGCGAAAAUUAACGAUCACGCCAGCGCGGUAUUUUCCCGUGAUGCCCUCAUAGACGCCAAUCAAAUAAUUGAGUUCAAGUUUUUAGAAGUUCCAGCUCAAGCCCUAGGUGAUGAGGGAAUUGCCUUAUUAUCAGAACUUGGAGGGAAAAGUGAUUCUUUGAAGCGAAGGGGAUCACUGAUGAUUACUGCACUGGGCAAAAUUUUCAUGGAUGGAGAGGAGAAACUCAUGCAACUCCCCUCCGUCCAUUCUGGUGCCAGAAUCAUAUUUACUAUUACGAGAAGGGAUAAAGAAACUUUACGAGUUAAUAUCGAAUGUUCGGAUAAGGCAGUCACUUAUUAUUGGAACGCUGAAACUCCACUCUAUUUCGCUGCCAGAUUUUUACAGUCGAAAAGGUGGAAUGUAAUGGUUAAAUAAAUUUUUUAUACAUAUGUUAAUAAAUCGGUUUAUCUUAUA